Molecule: messenger RNA, 2916 nt
Organism: Python bivittatus (Burmese python)
Lineage: Eukaryota; Metazoa; Chordata; Lepidosauria; Squamata; Pythonidae
Source: RefSeq, a predicted model, not a curated record
GCCCGCUCUGCGGGGCAUGCUGGGAAUGAUAGUUUAAUAAAGUAUUCUUUGCUCUAUGUGGCGCUUCCAUUUUCCAAGCUGUAAUGCAAGUGCCGCGACUUCGACGUGAGCCUGUGGGCGUGAGCGAACAUGUUGUUGCUUCGGCUGCAGACCUGUGGGAAGAUGGAACCCCAGUUGUGAGUUUCCCUUGAGCCGUGGACACACACGAGAUAGAGUCCUUUAAGCAAUAGGAAGGAGUCUCUUGGAAAUCCCAGAGGGAGAGCUCCCUAACUCAACAUCAUGCCCUUUCCCACCUGCGGGCUUUCACGUCAAGCACUUCAUCUUCUGUUUGCCUUGAAGUCUGCAAGAAAAGGCAGUCUUCUACCUUUAUAUGCAGCGAGAUGGACUUCUGGUUCCCCAGCUCCUCGUAUCACUACCCACUAUACCAUUCACCCCCGGGACAAAGACAAACGGUGGGAAGGGAUUAACAUGGAAAGAUUUGCAGAAGAAGCUGAUGUUGUUAUAGUUGGAGCAGGUCCUGCAGGACUUUCUGCAGCUAUUCGACUCAAGCAGUUAGCUAGCGAGCAUGGCAAAGAAAUCCGUGUUUGCCUGGUGGAGAAGGCUGCUCAGAUUGGUGCACAUAUCCUGUCCGGAGCUUGUCUUGAGCCUCGUGCGUUGGAAGAACUUUUUCCAGAUUGGAAAGAACGAGGAGCUCCGUUACAUACUACUGUAACAGAAGACAGAUUUGGAAUCUUAACAAAGAACUAUAGAAUCCCAGUUCCCAUUCUUCCAGGUCUUCCCAUGGUUAAUCAUGGGAAUUACAUAGUUCGUCUAGGACAUUUUGUGAGCUGGUUGGGUGAACAAGCAGAAGCACUUGGUGUUGAAGUCUAUCCAGGCUAUGCUGCAGCUGAGAUUCUUUUCAAUGAUGAUGGAAGCGUGAAAGGGAUUGCAACAAAUGAUGUUGGCAUCCAAAAAGAUGGAGCGCCUAAGGGUAACUUUGAGAGAGGUUUAGAGUUGCAUGCCAAAAUUACAGUCUUUGCAGAAGGUUGUCAUGGUCAUCUUGCAAAACAAUUGUAUAACAAGUAUAAUCUAAGGGAGAAUUGUCAGCCCCAGACUUACGGCAUUGGACUUAAGGAGCUUUGGCUUAUUGAUGAAAAUAAAUGGAAACCAGGAAGAGUGGAGCACACUGUUGGCUGGCCUUUGGACAAACAUACAUAUGGAGGAUCAUUUCUUUAUCAUCUGAAUGAGGGUGAACCAUUGGUAGCUCUUGGGUUUGUAGUUGGUUUAGAUUAUCAAAACCCUUUUUUGAGUCCAUUUAAGGAAUUUCAGAGAUGGAAGCAUCACCCUAGUGUUCAGCCUACCUUAGAAGGAGGAAAGAGGAUUGCUUAUGGUGCCCGAGCUCUUAAUGAAGGGGGUUAUCAGUCUAUACCCAAACUUUCCUUUCCUGGUGGCGUUCUUAUUGGAUGCAGUCCAGGUUUCAUGAAUGUUCCCAAGAUUAAAGGUACACACACUGCUAUGAAAAGUGGUAUGCUGGCUUCAGAAGCCAUUUUCAACCAACUAAUCAACGAAAAUCUCCAAUCAAAAACAAUAGGUCUUCAUGUGACUGAAUAUGAAGAAAAUCUGAAAAAAUCAUGGGUGUGGAAAGAGCUUUAUGGAGUCAGGAAUAUUCGCCCCUCCUGUCAUGGACUCAUGGGUGUAUAUGGAGGAAUGAUUUAUACUGGUAUAUUCUAUUGGCUACUAAGAGGAUUUGAACCUUGGACCCUAAAGCACCCAGGAACAGAUGCAAAGCAGCUAAAGCCAGCCAAAGAUUGUACACCUAUUGAAUAUCCAAAACCUGAUGGAAAAAUCAGUUUUGAUUUGCUUUCAUCAGUAGCUUUGAGUGGUACAAAUCAUGAACAUGACCAACCUCCUCAUUUAACUUUGAAAGAUGAUAGUAUUCCUGUCAGCCACAACCUAGCUAUAUAUGAUGGACCUGAGCAGCGAUUCUGCCCUGCAGGAGUUUAUGAAUAUGUUCCUGUGGAAUCUGGAGAAGGAUUGCGAUUACAGAUAAAUGCUCAGAACUGUGUCCACUGUAAGACAUGUGACAUUAAAGACCCCAGCCAGAAUAUUAACUGGGUUGUACCAGAAGGUGGAGGAGGACCAGCUUAUAAUGGAAUGUAGUUUUGAUCAAAACUUAAAAAAAAAAAUCUGUCAGCAAUGUUAGAAAGCUAUCCAACACAGGAUUUGCUACCGUAAAAAAAGUUAUGUGGUCUAAAGGGCUCAUUCUUUAUGAAGGGCAGAGUAAUCUGCAGGCCACAUGUCCUCAGAUCAUUCUACUAAAGUUCAGCAGCAAAAUGGGUCUCAGAUGCAUGAUCGUUAAUGUUUCAGUCAAAUAUCAAAAUGUAUGUGUUCUGUUUUGACCUUUUCUAUAAAUCAAAAUCCUGCCCCCCCUCUUCAAAAACGGAUGCAAAAAAAUCAGCGCUAUUUAACCUGUGGUGUUUUAUCAUUUGUGGACAUACCUUGGAGUACAAAGUAUUUUAAAGCAUUGAAUAGUAACCAGGCUAAAUAAAACACACACACUGGCUCUGAGUUUAGUAUCCUACUGCAGCCUGAACUUGGUGGUGCCUUAAAUAAUAAAUAGAAAAGUUUUAUUUGAGUGUAUUUUUUCUAUUCAGAGAAUGCCUGAUAAGACUAAUUUGAACACAUUCUGGUCUGAUUUUAUCCUAACUGUUCUAUAUUGUAGUACUAAUAAUGGAUGUAAUCCAGAAUACAUUGGAUACAACAGAAUAUAUUUCUAAUUUCUGUAACUAUUGUAUCUUUCUCUUGAUGGCCCAGUUUCAGGGAAAUUGAUCUUUAAAGACUAAUCUGAAAAAUAUUUCAGUAUUUUACAAGAAACAGAAUAGAACAACACUACCUCUGGUAUUAAUUCAUUUGGUUAUAAUAAAAUAGUAAAGUAUU